Trichobilharzia regenti is the source of this 261-nucleotide messenger RNA. NCBI's taxonomy places the organism in Eukaryota, Metazoa, Platyhelminthes, Trematoda, Strigeidida, Schistosomatidae. The record is from the annotation of a GenBank genome assembly.
AUGUGUAUGCUAUGCCGUUCACCGUUAUUUUCAAUGGCUGUUGAAGUUGAUUUUGAAGAGUAUUCAACCGAUGAAGAAGCUGAAACGAUCAAUACACGAUAUUUACGAUUAUCUGAACAGGCGACAACAAUAUCAUCAGAUAAAUCCGAAUUAAUAUUACAACCGAAUGACUUAUUAAAUGUAAUUGAAGGAUAUAAGGCGUUUGAAGGAUUCUAUUUUAACGCUUUUAACAGUUAUUUUCUCCUAUCACAAGAUCCAUAA